Molecule: messenger RNA, 864 nt
Organism: Drepanopeziza brunnea f. sp. 'multigermtubi' MB_m1
Lineage: Eukaryota; Fungi; Ascomycota; Leotiomycetes; Helotiales; Drepanopezizaceae
Biological process (GO): 7-methylguanosine RNA capping; 7-methylguanosine cap hypermethylation
Cellular component (GO): nucleus
Molecular function (GO): RNA cap trimethylguanosine synthase activity
Source: RefSeq, a predicted model, not a curated record
AUGGCAACCACGAGGCCUUCAAACGGCGGAGCAGAGGCUAUCGAGAAGAAGAGGAAGAGAAAGAGAGGGAAGGAGUCCGUUGAAGCUCAGACAUUCGACGAGACUCCGGCCACGGAAAUCGCAGCACAGCUUUUCGAGCUCACAGAUCAGUGUCACCACUACACUGCUCGGAAGCAAAUUGAAUACGAUAUUCAAAAGUACUGGGAUCAGAGAUACAGUAUCUGGUCCCUCUACGACGAGGGCAUCUACAUGACCGACGAUGCCUGGUUCGGCGUGACCCCCGAACCAGUCGCCAACAAAGUCGCCCACGAUUUCGCCAACCUGGCCUCCGCCUCACGCACAGUGCUCAUUGACAUCUUCGCCGGCGCAGGCGGGAACGUCAUCGCGUUCGCCCUGUCGAACCGCUGGUCGAGCAUCGUCGCGAUCGAGAAGGACCCGGCCGUCAUCGCGUGCGCGUACCGCAACGCGCAGAUCUACGGGGUAGCGGACAAGAUCACGUGGGUCAACGACGACUCGUUCGCCUAUCUCCAGGCCAAUUCCUCCCCCUCCUCCUCCUCCUCCUUCAUCGACGCCUCCAAGACGGCGAUAUUCGCCUCCCCGCCGUGGGGAGGCCCCGGAUACCGAGACGAUGAGAUCUUCGACCUGGACAAGAUGCAGCCCUACUCUGUGCAGCGGAUCCACGACGCCGUCCGGAGCAUGGAUUCGGCGCUGUACCUGCCCCGGCAGAGCGAUGUGAGACAGUUGGCGCGGUUGGCGCCCGAGGGGGGGAAGAAGAUUGAGAUUGUGCAGUACUGCAUGAUGGGCGCCUCGAAGGCCAUGGUCGCGUAUAUACCGUCCAGUGCACCUACUACCCCUGCAGAAUAG